UCGGAGCCAAUCGCGGCGCCAGUGGCCGGCGAGGAGGCGUGACCCGCUCCGGCGCGGGGAGGGGUGUGUGCGGGAUCCCGGGGCGCGGAGCAUCUCUCGGGCUCGUCUGCGCCAGGCCGCGUUCGUGGUGCCGCUUCGCUUCUGUGAUUCUGUGACUCUCCCUCACCGCCAGCUGGGCCGCUCGAUUCCUUCUCUCACGCGGCCAUGUCGUCGCCGUACUCUGGAGAGCGGUACGAGGAGGAGGAGGAGGAGGACGGGACCUACGAGAGCCACGCCAAGCGGCUGAAGCCCAGCACGGCCGCUGAGGAAGGCGAAAUCGAAUACAGCGGGGCGGAGGAGACCGAGAGCCGGCGGGACAAGCCCGGCCAGCCGCGCGGAGGGGGCUUCUCGGGCGGGGAUGCAGGGGGAAGCCACCACAAAGUUUCCGUUUCUCCUGUCGUCCACGUCCGAGGGCUGUGUGAAUCAGUUGUGGAAGCAGACCUCGUGGAAGCCCUUGAAAAAUUUGGAACCAUAUGCUACGUGAUGAUGAUGCCGUUCAAGCGCCAGGCCCUGGUGGAGUUUGAGAGCGUGGAGAGCGCCAAGAAGUGCGUGACCUUUGCGGCAGAGGAGCCUGUCUACAUCGCCGGGCAGCAGGCCUUCUUCAACUACUCCACCAGCAAGAGGAUCACCCGGCCAGGCAACACCGACGACCCAUCUGGGGGCAACAAAGUGCUCCUCCUGUCAAUCCAGAAUCCUCUCUACCCCAUUACAGUGGAUGUGCUGUACACUGUGUGCAACCCUGUGGGCAAAGUUCAGCGCAUUGUGAUAUUCAAGAGGAAUGGAAUACAAGCUAUGGUUGAGUUCGAAUCGGUGUUCUGCGCGCAGAAGGCGAAGGCGGCGCUGAACGGAGCCGACAUCUACGCAGGGUGCUGCACGCUGAAAAUCGAGUAUGCACGGCCAACUCGACUUAAUGUCAUUAGGAACGACAACGAUAGCUGGGACUACACUAAGCCAUACCUGGGCCGACGAGACAGAGGGAAGGGCCGCCAGAGGCAAGCUAUUUUGGGAGAGCACCCAUCCUCAUUUAGACAUGAUGGUUAUGGCUCCCACGGGCCUUUGCUGCCCUUGCCAAGCCGCUACCGAAUGGGAUCUCGGGACACUCCGGAGCUGGUUGCUUAUCCCCUGCCCCAGGCAUCCUCCUACUACAUGCACGGAGGCAAUCCUUCUGGGUCGGUCGUCAUGGUCAGUGGGCUGCAUCAGCUGAAGAUGAACUGCUCGAGGGUCUUCAACCUCUUCUGCUUGUAUGGCAACAUCGAGAAGGUGAAAUUCAUGAAGACUAUUCCAGGCACAGCACUGGUGGAAAUGGGGGAUGAGUAUGCUGUGGAAAGGGCUGUCACACACCUCAACAACGUCAAGCUGUUCGGAAAGAGGCUCAAUGUCUGCGUUUCCAAGCAGCACUCAGUAGUCCCAAGCCAGAUCUUUGAGCUGGAGGAUGGCACGAGUAGCUACAAGGACUUUGCUAUGAGCAAGAACAAUCGCUUCACCAGCGCUGGCCAGGCCUCCAAGAACAUCAUCCAACCGCCCUCCUGCGUGCUGCACUACUACAACGUCCCCCUCUGCGUCACCGAAGAGACCUUCGUUAAGUUGUGUGAGGAUCAUGAAGUUCUGGGCUUUAUUAAAUACAAAGUGUUUGAUCCAAAACCUUCUGCCAAAACACUCUCUGGGCUGUUGGAAUGGGAAUGUAAGACAGAUGCUGUGGAAGCUCUUACUGUACUUAAUCACUACCAGAUAAGAGUCCCAAAUGGCUCAAACCCUUACACCUUGAAGCUUUGCUUCUCUACAUCAUCCCAUUUAUAGAGAUGAGGACAGCAUGUUCAGAGCUACCUUCACCUGGAUUUGCAAGUCUCAAUCUCCACUCUGUUCACAAAGCUCCACAAGUGGUUGUUGUAAUGUUGCCUUGUUUCCACUCAAUUCUAAUCUCUUUGCUCUUGUUUUAUAAUAAAUGGAUGUUCCUUCAGAAAUACAACAACAACCAACCAGAUUUCCACCCCCCACCACCACCUGUUUUGGCCUCGGAGAGAAGUCUUGUCCUGAGCUUACUACAAAGUUGGUAUUUUCUUAGUGUAGUCUCUUCAGAUGUUUAAAGAAGCAGCAGGAGUAGAAACUUCUUCCUCAAAGAAAGAAGAAAUAUAUUUGCAUUUUCAAGAACGUUAAAGACUAGCAAAGUAUUUUUCCAUUUGUAGGCUUUCAUUGGCAGGUAGGACUCAGUAGGGGGGAAUUGGAACUGUAGGACUUGGGGUUUGUUGUUUUAUUUUCAGUCUGUUAAGUAGUGAAUUGUUACAAUACUGCUACUACUACUACAAAAAAAAACCCCAAGCCCAAACCCUUGUAUUUAUAAAAUGCUUUCAUCAGGUUCAUGUUGCACAUAACCCAGGACUGACUUGGUUUCCAGUUCAAACAAAGCUAACAGAGAAAAUGAUGAAGCUUUGUACGUGUUGAUGGUGUGAGUUCAUACAUACUUAAAGUGCUCUGAGGGCUCUUUUGUUUGGAAUUGAUCACCCAAACACAAGUAACUCUUCUCCAUUUGCAUUAGCACGAUGCCAUCUACGGCUGGCCCCACCUCAAGAGCCUUUGAAAAACGACAGCUGCGAGCCUGUACCGAUGUGUUCAGCCUCAUUUCCCAGCAUUUAAACUUCAGUCUUUGGUGUUUAACAUCUCCUCUGGCCUCUAUUUUUUUUCUCUUGUUUAAAGCGAGUGGUUAUGGCGUACCAAAUGCUAACAGUUGGCUGUGUGAGAAGAUUGAUUGCAACAGAAACCAAGGCAGGAGAACAAAAAGCAGGUCCCACCAUACACCAGAGGAGGGCCACGAGGAUGAGCAGAGGGCUGAAGCUGCUCUGCUAUGAGGAGAGACUGAGGGAGUGUUGGGGCUGUUCAGUCUGGAGAGGAGAAAGCUCUGAGGUGACCUUCUUGUGGCCUUCCAGUAUCUCAGAGGGGCUACGAGAAAGCUGGGGAGGGACUUUGUAGGCUGUCAGGUGGUGAUAGGACUGGGGGGAAUGGAUCCAAGCUAGAAAUGGGUAGAUUCAGACUGCAUGUUAGGAGGAAGCUCCUCACUGUGAGGAUGGUGAGAGCCUGGCACAGGUUGCCCAGGGAGGUGGUGGAAACCUUAUCCCUGGAGGUGUUUAAGGCCAGGCUGGAUGGGGCUCUGGACAGCCUGACCUAGUGUGAGGUGUCCCUGCCCACGGCAGGAGGGCUGGAACUGGAUGAUCCUUGCAGUCCCUUCCAACCCUGACUGAUCCUAUGAUUCUGUACUGCCUCAUCCCUGGACAAUUCCUGUGGUGUUUUUUUUUGUCUGAUUUACCUCCAGCAUGUCUUUUGCUCAGGAAAAGAUUGCCAGGGGGAUUACAGCUGGUUGGCCUCUCGCUUGCACUGAGGGUACCUGGGUGGCGUUCAGAUAUUGCAGUGAAAUCACUGAGGGCAGAAAUCUCUGCCGAGGGAAGGUGAUUUGUUCUGCCUUUGGUUUGCUUUGUGCUUGGAAAGCUCUGCUCUCUCUUCUGGAGCUAGAUUCAGUGUUUUCCCUAGGCUAAGCCCCCAGAAAUUGGGUUCCAGGUAGGGAAAUCCAGGAGGUGUUGUCCUAGGCUGUGUUUGUUCCCCUUUCUGAAUUUGCAGCAAAGCGUUCAGGGCCUCUUUGAGUUCUGCUCUCGGUGACCAGAGAGAAGUUAUUUGCUCAGACAGCUUCCAUUUGGUGAUGUCAGUUCUGUCUCUACAGAUUUGAUCCUUCCCCAUCCCUUAUUGCUGCAGUUUGGAUGCAGACUGUGGGCACUGCACCUAGGUGUUGCCCCUGCUGAAUUUCAAGGCAGAUAAAUACACCUUAUCCUUCAAGAGUAAACCCUGCCAGCUGCCCUCUAGGUUUCCUCAUCAUUGCCCUGUCUACCUCCAUUCUCUUCCUGCUUCAGGUAACGAGUAUUUCAGGUAUUCAAACCCUGCCUCUAGUACGUCUGACCUGGGAACUGAAGGACAGGCUGCUUUUGGCAGCGCUAAGGUUCAGAAUGGUGCCAGGCUCCUGUCAAACAGACCUGCAUUUUAGGGGCACUCUUUCAAACUGAGCAUUUUUCCUACAGAAAACUGCUUGCAAGAGAGCUCCAGCACACAAGGCUGUGGGCCAGAGCUUGCUACCUGCCAACAGCAAAGCUGGGCACUGAAGAAAUGUGUGCUGCCUGGUGUUUAAACCGAAAUGUCUCUGCCAAUCAUUGAUUUCCCUUCCAGCGCCUCGAAUGUGCUGUGGAAACCUGCUCCUUCUGUCAGAGCUUGCACUGCUGUUUGUAUUCAUGUCAUUUCAAGUAGUCAAGUUGUUUGUAGUUGAGCAUUAAAAGUAGUCUGUUAA
Messenger RNA from Pogoniulus pusillus (Red-fronted tinkerbird), 4360 nucleotides. It is a transcript of the gene HNRNPLL, whose product is annotated as heterogeneous nuclear ribonucleoprotein L like. The record is from RefSeq and is a predicted model, not a curated record. NCBI's taxonomy places the organism in Eukaryota, Metazoa, Chordata, Aves, Piciformes, Lybiidae. Bases 205 to 1836 code for a protein of 543 amino acids. Gene Ontology annotation, biological process: regulation of RNA splicing; mRNA processing. Gene Ontology annotation, cellular component: nucleus. Gene Ontology annotation, molecular function: mRNA binding. The transcript has 13 exons.